AUGUGUGGUAUUUAUAGAGAAUCAGUGAGAACGCUCUGUUUACUGAUAGGAAUAAGUGCUGUUGUAAGAUCUCAGAUAAGUAUCACCCCUGGUGUAACACUACCUAAUUUUGGUUCACCACCAACAUAUUCAAACGAACUAGAAACUGAUUUGAGAGAUUGGUUGUUUAAAUCGUACCAUGUAAGGCAAAGACCAAAAGAGUUCAGCAUCGUGAGGAUAGCGCUGAAUCUCCUCUCACUGAAUUAUUUAACCUGGUUCGACACUAGAUUGGUGUGGAUAAAUAACAGCACAUAUGACAACAUAAACUUUCUGUUUAGCGAUGAAAAGAGUGUUUGGAAGCCACCUAUUAUCGUUGAAAAUUCUGUGGAUGACAUUGACGUCAUAUCAAGACCUAAUGUUCCGAUGAGGAUUAGUGCCAAUGGGAAAAUACUCUGGGUACCAGCUGGAAUAUUUACAACUCAUUGUGAAAGUCAUGUGACGUACUGGCCUCUUGAUACGCAGACAUGUGACGUAAUUCUUAGCUCAUGGUCCUACACAGUCAAUGAAGUUGCACUUGACUUUGAACUCCUGCAUUCAAAAAUUCUGACGUCAUUUUAUCAAGAAAAUGGAGAGUGGGAACUAAUAAGCAAGGAACACACUUCUCGCGAGACUCGAAGAGAAUCCGAGAGUUUCAGUCGACUGAUCUUCACAUUGACAUUUCGUCGCCGACCUCUUUUUCAUAUGUUGAACACACUUUUCCCCGUAGUGCUUAUGGGCUUUCUGACAGUGGCUGUAUUCAAAUUAAGUCCGGAGUCCGGAGAGAGGGUUGGUCUGGCACUUACUAUAUUACUAGCAUACGCCGUGUAUCUUAGCGUAAUGGCUGAGAGCAUCCCACAAACCUCUUUGUCUGCAAGCUUGCUUUCUUCUUACAUAGCGUCUAUCCUAUUCCUGCAAACGUUGGCGGUACUCCUAACAGUGUUUUAUCUUGAUACAUAUUUCACACCAGAAGAUAAACCUGUUCCAAAAUGGCUGCAGUCAGUUACGUCAUCAUUUUUGUCGAAGCUCGCGUGUGUGGAUUGUCAUACGACAACGAUGAAAGUUUCUCCGGAUAUGACGGAAGUCAGUGGAGAUAAGAGAGAUGUUUCAAUUGAAGAUUACAAAGAAGACAAGAAAGAAGUGUGGGUAAACGAAGUUGAUGAAGAAAAUUCUUGGAAUAUUGCAUAA
Molecule: messenger RNA, 1203 nt
Organism: Mercenaria mercenaria
Lineage: Eukaryota; Metazoa; Mollusca; Bivalvia; Venerida; Veneridae
Product: neuronal acetylcholine receptor subunit alpha-3-like
Exons: 9
Coding region: 1-1203 (400 amino acids)
Biological process (GO): chemical synaptic transmission; nervous system process; monoatomic ion transmembrane transport
Cellular component (GO): synapse; membrane; neuron projection
Molecular function (GO): transmembrane signaling receptor activity; extracellular ligand-gated monoatomic ion channel activity; neurotransmitter receptor activity
Source: RefSeq, a predicted model, not a curated record